Messenger RNA from Mixia osmundae IAM 14324, 1827 nucleotides. RefSeq lists its product as uncharacterized. The record is from RefSeq and is a predicted model, not a curated record. Gene Ontology annotation, cellular component: mitochondrion. NCBI's taxonomy places the organism in Eukaryota, Fungi, Basidiomycota, Mixiomycetes, Mixiales, Mixiaceae. The coding region runs from base 1 to 1827 and encodes 608 amino acids. Gene Ontology annotation, molecular function: GTP binding; GTPase activity. The transcript has 3 exons.
AUGUCGCUAUCAACAACAUGCAGCGCCUGCUCCAGCCUGCGCUGGCUGGAGCACUCGAUCACAGUCGCAGUUGCGCUGCGCUCACGCUCACGCUCAGCCUUUGACCGUCAAAGACGACCCUUGUCCCGACGAUGCUUUAGCAAGAGUGCCCCUUCUCUAACCGACAUCAGCGGAAGCACUGCACCGACGAGCACUGUAUGGAAAGCAGAGAGCUGGGGCUCUUUCAGCGAUCACUUGCCCAAUAUCUCGCACAUGAAGCAAAGGAAUGACAAGAAACGCAGCAAAGCACCGAAGCGACAUUUCAUAGAUCAGCUCAUCGUCAGACUCGAAUCUGGCAAGGGCGGCGAUGGUUCGGUCGCUUUUCAACGCGAGAAAUUCAAAGAGCAGGGUCCGCCUGCUGGUGGUAAUGGAGGUCAGGGGGGUGCGGUCUACAUCCGAGCUGUAGCAGGCUUGACCAGCCUAGGCGGUGUCACCAAGCGGGUGAGAGCCCACAAUGGCGGCGCUGGCGCUGGCAGCUGGAUGCAUGGACGAAAAGGCGAUGACGCGGUACUGACUGUGCCCGUGGGUACGAUCGUCCGCCAGAUAGAGGAGCUCGAGCCUGCGGGACCCUCUUCGAGCAAUCCUUGGACAGAGCAAAGACCGAGCACGAGUUUGCGACCGACAAGGAGAGAGAAGGAAGCUCUGCGUGAUGCAGAUGACAUACUGGACGAUCGCGCACAGCAAUUGCGCUUCAUGAGACAUGCUGGCAUAUCACCAGACGAUGCUUCGAAUAUGCUCGAAGAGGCAGCGCUCAAGGAGCAACGAGAGAGACUAUUCGUCCACUUUCCCAACUUCGGCGAGUCGAACGAGUCCGACGAGAACUUUCUGCGGAUAGAGCAGCAAUUGCUCAAGCUCGAACGACAAGAGCAAGCGGACAAGGAGGCGUCUCCUCCCGUCUAUCACGAUCUCGACAUGCCGACUCCCGAGGGCGAAGAGAUCUUACUACUCGAAGGCGGCCAAGGCGGCUUGGGCAACCCAGCCUUUCUGAGCAGCACCCGCAGAACGCCUCGUUACGCGACGCGCGGACGACCUGGACGUAUACUACGGAUCGAGCUUGAGCUCAAGAGUAUAGCAGACGUCGGCUUGGUCGGCUUCCCCAAUGCUGGCAAGAGUACUUUCUUGCGAGCGGUGACGAAUAGCAAGACAGAGAUUGCCUCUUAUGCCUUUACGACGCUCAACCCUCAGAUAGGCACCUGUCUCAUCUACGAUGACGGUACGUUCGGUGACGGUCAUUCGCAGCCCAUCGAGGAUACAUCGGAUGCAACGCGUAAGCACAAACUAGAGCUUGCCGAGCGACAGCAGUUGUACGACACUCGAAGGGUCGAACGGUUCAGAAUGACGCUGGCAGACUGUCCAGGUCUACUACCCGACGCGUCGCUCAACGUCGGUCUGGGCCAUGCCUUCCUGCGUCACAUCGAACGAUCCAAAGUACUGGCAUACGUUGUCGACCUUUCAGCUGCUACGCCCUGGAGCGAUCUGUUCGUCCUCAGAGAUGAGCUCGAGGCGUACCAGCCCGGGCUCAGUAACAAGGCUCGGCUGAUCAUUGCGAACAAAGCGGACAUGCUUGCCGAUCCGAGCAUGGCAGGCGAAGCUCAAGCUAGACUGGCAAAACUGAGACAUACUGCAACAUCGCUCGAGGUCGACGACAUCCAGGUCGUGCCGGUCUCUGCCAAGCUGAGACUCAAUAUAGGCAGAUCGGUCGAUUACUUACGGUCCAUGGUUGAGGCCGGUCGUGCCCGCGAACGAGAACGCAUAGAGAUAGCUCAAAGUAAGAUAGAAGAUCAGUAG